CUUUUGUUCGCUAUUUACUAAUUUUAUAUCUUGCAGAUGUCAGUUUGCAAUAAAAGGAACGAGUGCUGCAAUAAAGAGUCAUAAACCGGCGAUCGUAAUCGCUUCUUACAUAAUUUAAGUAUCAAGACUCGAGUUGUCAUUUGAAAUAAAAUUUUAAUACCAGAAGAUUCUAGGUUCGCUUUUAAGACGCAGGACGAGACUAAAAGAAGAAACAUAAAACGAAUAAGGACAAAAACAAGAAGAAGAAGAAGAAGUAUAAAAAAGUGGUGGUAGAUAUGAGAAUGCGAUCGGUACUUGGCCGUCAGAUGCUCACGCGAAGGUGACCGAGACCGGUUAUUGUUGCUGCUAUAUAGUCAGUAAGAUGUCAUUUGGAUAGUGAAUUUUACACUCAAAGGACUCAAGUGAUUUUCUUUUAAAUAAGCUUGUGCUUUUUUAAGUUCGUGGUUUAAAGAUUUUUUUUUUUUUUUAUUUAUUUAUGUGCAAACUUUUGGGAUUUUUUUCGACUGCUGAAUUUUCUGGAAAUUUUCAACCAUAAACCUCCAAGAUGUAUCAACGCUCAGUGCUAAUAAACCUUCCAAAAGCGCAAACAAUAGACAUAGAAUUCACAAACAUCUCCUACCAAGUCCGCACAGGUUUCCGCAGCCCCAAAAAGCCAAUCCUAAAAGGCGUAAGCGGCUGUUUCAAAUCCGGCGAAUUAACCGCCAUAAUGGGUCCCUCUGGCGCCGGAAAAUCCACCUUACUAAACGUCCUCACGGGUUUCCAAGGUUACGACGUCUCCGGAAGCAUCGAAUAUACAAGCGAAGACAACAAACAGGGCUGGAAUUUAUACCGCAAAGCGGCCUGCUACAUCCAGCAAGACGACCAAUUGCAUUCCCUAUUCACCACCAUAGAAUCCAUGACCAUGGCCGCUAACCUUAAAAUCGGCAGCAGUUUAAACGACAAAGCCAAGCAGAUGCUCAUCGACGACAUCCUGGAAACCCUGGACCUAACCAAAACCAAGGAGACCAGGUGCGACAGAUUGAGCGGCGGUCAACGGAAGAGACUCAGCAUCGCCUUGGAACUGAUCGACAAUCCCCCAAUUCUGUUCCUGGAUGAGCCCACAACUGGGUUGGACUCUUCCUCAACCCUCCAAUGCAUUGCAAUGCUAAAGAAUCUAGCCAGUGAUGGCAGAACUAUUGUUUGCACAAUUCACCAACCCAGUGCUGCCAUCUAUGAGAUGUUCGACCAUGUUUACCUCCUAGCGGACGGCCAUUGCAUGUACCAAGGCGCUCCUUCCAACACCAUAUCCUAUUUUGCAAACUCUGGGUUACAUUGUCCACAAUAUCACAAUCCUGCGGAUUAUAUGAUCGAAGUUGUAAGCAAAGAGUACGGAAACUUCAAUGAACAAUUGUCCUUGACCGCAAAAGGCACCCACUGCUGGAGAACUCCUUUGUUUGUCAAGCCAAUUUACGUUAAUGGGCUCCCCGCUAAUUCCUCAGUAGACUGCAAGAAAGCAACAGUCUUCAUAAAUCCUCCUUCUGAGCUAGCAAGGUUCUGGGUUUUGCUAAACCGCUGCAUCAUCCAGCUCUACCGCGACUGGACAGUCACCCAUUUGAAGAUCGUCCUCCAUUUCCUCGUUGCAGUAAUCCUGGGACUAGUCUUUGUAGAUGCUGGGUCAGAUGGAUCCAAGACUAUCAACAACGUCGGCUUUCUGCUCAUCACCUGCAUCUACCUCUGCUACACCAGCAUGCUUCCAGCAGUUCUGCGAUUCCCCACAGAACUGCCAAUCCUUAAAAAGGAAAAGUUCAACAAUUGGUACCAGCUAAGAACCUUCUACGCAGCGUUCUUAGCAGCGAACAUCCCGGUUCAGAUGAUCUUCGCGGUUGUCUAUACUACAGUGUCUUAUUUUUUGAGCAGGCAGCCGCUGGAUCUGAAUCGGUUCCUCAUGUUCCUGAUUGUGACCAUGAUGACCACUGUGGUGGCAGAAAGCAUUGGGUUACUGAUUGGGACUACGACUAAUCCGGUUAAUGGAACCUUCAUUGGCGCCAUCUUAACGGCGGUUCUGCUACUGUUCGCUGGGUUCCUGGUGUUCUUGAGACACAUGCCUAGGUUUAUGUAUUACUUUACUUAUUUAAGUUAUUUGAGGUACGCGUUACAGGGGCUGGUUCAGGCGAUUUAUGGGAAUAAUAGGGAGAAGCUGCCGUGUCCUUCUAGUGUGGAUUAUUGCCAUUAUAGGUCCCCUUCGAGUAUUCUUACGGAACUUGCUAUGGCUGAUGCGAUUUUUUGGGUGGAUAUGAUGAUUUUGAUGGGGUAUUUUGUCACUUUUAGGGUUAUUGGGUACUGCACGCUUAAAAAAAAAUUGUCAGGUGCGAUUUAAAUUAAAU
This is a messenger RNA of Cotesia congregata, 2363 nucleotides long. The record is from the annotation of a GenBank genome assembly. Lineage: Eukaryota; Metazoa; Arthropoda; Insecta; Hymenoptera; Braconidae.